AUGUCUGAACAAAAUAACAUAGAGGCUUUCCAAAGCCCAAAGAGUGGCACCGUUACUCACACUGCCCGCCGUCGACCCCAGAAAUGGUGGCAGUUGGGCGGCAAGGACAUCAGCCAUGUUUCCAUCGACGAGGGCUACGAAACGAGUGCUUAUUCCACCUCAUCGUCCUCUUUAGAAGAUGCGUCAGGAAAAAACGAAGGUGUUUUUGUAGCCCCAGAAGCUUUGGAGGUCUACAAGCCUGUCGAAGGCUUCGAAGGCACCCAUAGGUUUGACCCAUCCGCCAAAUGGUCGGAGGAUGAAGAGAAGCGCCUCGUCCAAAAGCUCAAUUGGAAAAUUGCACUUCCUGCAUGCAUAAUGUUCUUUGCAUUGCAGCUUGAUCGUGGCAACAUCUCACAAGCGCUCUCAGACAAUAUGCUAAAUGAUCUUAAAAUGAACACCAAUGAUUAUAACAACGGCCAAACUAUUUUCUUCUGCUCCUUCCUUUUCGCCGAGCUGCCGUCGCAGCUUAUAAGCAAAAAGCUGGGACCUGACACCUGGAUUCCCAUUCAGAUGGUGGCUUGGAGUAUUGUUGCAGCAGCACAAGCGGGUCUCCAAGGCAGAUCAAGCUUCUUUGUCUGCCGCUUUCUUCUUGGUCUGAUUGAAGGCGGCUUUAUCCCAGACGUCAUUCUCUACCUUAGCUACUUCUUCACCAACCCCGAGCUGCCUCGACGUCUCAGCUGGUUCUGGACAUCGUACCAGUCGACGCAAAUUGUUGGCGCGUUCUUGGCUUAUGGUAUCCUGCAUCUUCGCGGCAAGGGGUCAUUGCACGAGGGCUGGCGAUACAUGUUCUUGAUUGAAGGUGUCUUUACCGGCCUCAUUGGCGUCUGGACGUGGAUGUAUCUCCCAGCAUCGCCAACACAGACCGCGCGCGGCAAGUAUAAGGGCCUGCUUCGACCAAAGCAAGGUUGGUUCACUGAGCGGGAGGAAGUCAUCAUGGUGACAAGAAUUCUACGAGAUGAUCCAGGAAAGGCCACCAUGCACAACCGCCAGGGUCUGAGCUGGGGUCUAUUCAAAGACGCACUCCUUGACUACCACUUGUGGCCAAUUUACCUCCUUGGCUUGACUUGGAGUAUCCCGGUUACACCUCCACAAGCCUACAUCACUCUCACUUGCAAAGCACUUGGAUUCAAUACCUUCGAGACUAAUCUCCUCACCAUCCCCGCGUACACCAUUUUCAUCCUGCAACUCUUGUUCUGGACGUGGGUGUCAGAAAAGGUUAACCAACGCGUUUUGAUCGGCCUCGUCACCCAAUUCUGGGCACUACCCUUACUCAUUGCGCUGGUUGCUCUUCCCCCUGUCUUCGCCAAUAGCAACUGGUCGAAAUGGGUCCUGUCCACACUGCUUGUGGGAUAUCCCUACUGCCAUGCUGUCUUUGUGGCACUCACGUCCCGAAACUCUGGUUCAGUACGGACCCGAACAGUUGGGUCGUCCCUGUACAACAUGUCUGUCCAAAUGUCCAACAUUUUUUCAUCUCAGAUUUACCGAGACGACGACAAGCCUUACUAUUACAGGGGUAAUAAAGCCUUGCUGGGGGUCUUGGCCUGGAAUGUCGUGCUGAUUAUUGCAAUCAAGGCGUACUACAUGCUGGUAAACAAACGCCGUGACAAGAUUUGGUUGUCCAUGACAAGGGAGGAGAGAGUUCAUUACUUGAAUACGACGAAGGAUUCAGGCAGCAAAAGAUUGAAUUUUAGAUUCGGUCAUUGA
Messenger RNA from Pochonia chlamydosporia 170, 1743 nucleotides. Its product is annotated as transporter. Gene Ontology annotation, biological process: transmembrane transport. The record is from RefSeq and is a predicted model, not a curated record. Lineage: Eukaryota; Fungi; Ascomycota; Sordariomycetes; Hypocreales; Clavicipitaceae. The transcript is spliced from 3 exons. The coding region runs from base 1 to 1743 and encodes 580 amino acids. Gene Ontology annotation, molecular function: sulfate transmembrane transporter activity. Gene Ontology annotation, cellular component: membrane.